AUGGCGAAGCGGCUGAAAGGCGGCAGCGAGGAGUACAACAUCGACGAGGCAACGAAGGAGUGGCACGGGCGGGGCGCCGUCGGCACCAGGCUGUACAACGCCUUCGCCGUCGCCGGCCUCCGCGUCGACGCCAUCGACCCCGGCCGCGCCCGCUUCUCCUUCACCGUGCCUCCUCGCCUCACGAACGGAAGGAAGCACAUGCAUGGGGGCGCGGUGGCAUCCCUGGUGGACCUAGCGGGGUCGGCGGCGUUCUUCGCCGGCGGCUCGCCGGCGACGGGGGUGUCCCUGGACAUCACCGUCUCCUUCCUCGGCGCCGCACGCGCGAACGAGGAGAUCGAGAUCGAGGCGAAGGUCCUGGGCAUCGGCGAGAGGACAGGGUGCGUGACCGUGGAGGUGAGGAGGAAAAGCACCGGCGAGGUGCUCGCGCACGGCCGGCACACCAAGUAUCUCGCCGUCUCGAGUAAACUGUGA
Brachypodium distachyon (stiff brome) is the source of this 471-nucleotide messenger RNA. Its product is annotated as acyl-coenzyme A thioesterase 13. The record is from RefSeq and is a predicted model, not a curated record. Gene Ontology annotation, molecular function: fatty acyl-CoA hydrolase activity. Bases 1 to 471 code for a protein of 156 amino acids. The transcript has 3 exons. NCBI's taxonomy places the organism in Eukaryota, Viridiplantae, Streptophyta, Magnoliopsida, Poales, Poaceae.